AUGGUUUUUCAUUAUACAAAUUUUGUUGUUGAAACUAAUGUAUGGUGGCUAAGAAGAUUUAGACCUUUAUAUUUAGCUGCUGGAGCAAUUUACGGAUAUUGGCUUUUUGAUAGAUAUUACUUUUUUGGUAAAAAUGCAACAAAAGAUAUUAGAAAAGAUUCAGAUUAAGUUUGGGAAUAAAGAGCUUAAAUAAAUAAAAGAAAUUGGGGUUACGGUGCAACUUAUAAACCUACUUUAGAACGAUCAAUGAAAAAAGUUCUUUAUGCUGAUCCUAAUUAUAAAUAUGCUGAAGAAUGGCCUGAAAGAUAUAUGGGAGAAACUAGAACUUUAGAAGAAAUAAUGGAAGAAGAAGAAAAUUGGGAAUAUUAUAAAUGA
Ichthyophthirius multifiliis is the source of this 375-nucleotide messenger RNA. RefSeq lists its product as hypothetical. The transcript has 4 exons. Lineage: Eukaryota; Ciliophora; Oligohymenophorea; Hymenostomatida. The record is from RefSeq and is a predicted model, not a curated record.